Messenger RNA from Aspergillus costaricaensis CBS 115574, 1481 nucleotides. RefSeq names its product putative oxidative stress response protein Oxr1. Gene Ontology annotation, biological process: response to oxidative stress. The transcript is spliced from 2 exons. Gene Ontology annotation, cellular component: nucleus. NCBI's taxonomy places the organism in Eukaryota, Fungi, Ascomycota, Eurotiomycetes, Eurotiales, Aspergillaceae. Bases 103 to 1197 code for a protein of 364 amino acids. The record is from RefSeq and is a predicted model, not a curated record.
UAUUAAUCUACCCCCUUCCUUCCAAUCCUAACUAAUCAAUCCCCCAAACCAAAAACCCACGUCAUCGCCCGCACAGCAGCAGCAGCAGCAGCAGCAGCACGCAUGUCGUCCUCCUCCAGCUCGAGAUCUGGAUCUCGACCACCCCCCACAACCAGCAGCACCAGCACCAACGCAACUACCCCCUCCUCCAUCCAACAAUCCGCCGCCUCCUACUUCUCCUACCCAGUAACCCACGUCGUCUCCGGUCUCUAUCGCCGCCUCACCGACCCCCCCUCCACCAACACCACCAACAACAUGCGCCGCAAAACCACCACCAAUGACCCCUCCAACCCCGUCUUCACCCCCAUCCGCACCGCCUCCCCCUUCCAACCUCCCCCUCUAACCCCCCUCACGCUCUCCGACCCCUCUCCGCUCCUCACCCGCUCCCUCGCCGAAGAAAUCCGCCUUCUAGUCCCCCCGCGCCUCCAACUCUGCAACACCUGGCACCUAGCCUACAGUCUCGACCGCGACGGCGCCUCCCUCUCCACCUUAUACGACAACUGCCGCGACAUCGCCUCGACCCGCAGCCCCCGCGCCGGCUACGUCCUCGUCAUCAGGGAUGCGUCCCCCUCCUCGAACGCCGUCUUCGGCGCCUACAUGACUGACCCCCCGCACCCGGACUCGCAUUACUACGGCACCGGGGAGUGUUUCCUCUGGAGGGCGAGCGUGUUACCUCCUGCUACGGCUAUGUUGAGCAAUUUCACUAAUGGGGAUACCGCUGGUGAAGAAGGAAGUGGGGUACAGGCCGAAGUGCUCGAGAAAGCCGGGUUACCGUUGCCUCCGAGCGCGGACACAACGAAUGCGGGACGGUCGACGACGCUGCGUCGGGGGGACGGGGAGAAGUGGCUUUCUCCUACUUCUGCCUCUGGAGCUGCUGGAAAUGGUGGUGCAAGUAGUGGAAGAACGAGUGGGACUGUCACGCCUGAGCAAAUUCGCUUCAAGGCGUUUCCGUAUUCCGGGGUUAAUGAUUACAUGAUGUUUUGUGAGACGGGGUUUUUGAGUUUGGGUGGGGGUGACGGACAUUAUGGUUUAUGGGUUGACUCGAGUCUCGAAAAGGGUGUUAGUGCGUCGUGCCAGACUUUCGGGAAUGAGCCGCUCUCCGAUGAGGGCGUCAAGUUUGAUAUUAUUGAUGUGGAGGUGUGGUAUGUUGGGUCUUGAGUGGGGAAGUACUGCUUGCUAUAUUGCCAAUGUUAAUUUGGCUGUAAUGGAUUGAGUGAGUGGGAUGCGUGACUAUCAUCUGCUGGCAGAAUGGUCCAUAAUCAUGGGUUGGUUGGAUGGUGGUGGUGUUUUGGGACUGGAUGUGCAAUUGCUGGCUUGAUUUGCCUACGUUGAGCUAGCUACUAGGGGAUUGAGGCAGCGCCGCAACAGGUACGGGAUACCUGUCGACGAGAAGCGCAACUAUAUACUACAUGGCCAUCGGCCCAGAAUGUCAUCCAUUAACC